Molecule: messenger RNA, 3754 nt
Organism: Saccostrea echinata
Lineage: Eukaryota; Metazoa; Mollusca; Bivalvia; Ostreida; Ostreidae
Exons: 3
Coding region: 86-1846 (586 amino acids)
Source: RefSeq, a predicted model, not a curated record
CAUCAGCCCGGAAGAGGACACGUAUAUAAACAGGAGAAACCAAAUAAAAACUCAGACGAUUGCGUAUAGUGCAGAGAGGUCAAUCAUGGACAUCAUCAGAGGCUUGGGACUUAUUUUAGUACUAACUGUUUCAUACGUAUUGUCUUCUACAACCGAGUCUACAGAAUACUCUUCGUCAACAACGCAGCCGAGUCCUACUGUUCCCCAAAAUUCUUCAGAUGAAAAUGGCACAGAGUUAUCGCAAGAAGGAGUCUAUGUCCGUGUUUUGGGACAGUCUGGGAAAAUUCUCAUGGGGAGGACCAGAAACCCAGCGGAGGAUCCCAACGGCCUGAAAGUGACUUUCGAUGCUAUACAAGAGACAGACAAAAGUGGAAACGCCAUAGGCACAAGUGGGCGUGUCAAACACAGCUUCAACACGUUUGCCAGCCAGAAAUUUACAGUUUCUAACAUCACAGAAGACCAGUACCAGAAUCUGACUGCCAGAAGACUGGACUUCAAUGCUAGCCUAGCGUCAGUGGGGGCCACAUUAACGGUCCAAAUUUACCUGUUUAGUGAGGAGGGAAAUAUCACUCAGGGUGACGAAGUUACUCAAGUAUCAAAAGGGACAUUAAAAUUCAACAUUAUCAUUCAAAAUUGGUCAUUUUGUGGAACUAAUGGAGAGGAAUGCAAAAAGGGACAAACAACUUAUGACGGGGAAUUCAUUGAUUUUACGAUAUCAAUAAAGGGCAAGAAAUCGGCAAGCAAAAAGGAUGGUAGGAAAAAGAGGACGAAUGCCCAGGAAUUCGACUUGGGUGGGGAAGCUUCUGUUGUACUCUCAGGCAAGGCCCGAUACGAUGACAGUUCAAAUUACGAUAAUCUGCCAGAGGGAUUCCCCAAAACUAUAACGAAAGGGUCAAGCCAGUUUUUUGUAUUCCGAUUUAAGAAAUUCAACUCCUCCGUGUUUUACGACCCUCAGUUGAACUUAGAGGGAAAUGAUACAUCGGAGGGAAGCCCGACCGAGACUCCUUCAUCUGAAGGAACUGUGUCUGCUGCCCAGAUAACAACCAAGAUUCUAGGAAGGUCCGGGAAAAUGACGAUUGGGCAGGGCGUCGACCCCAGUAGAGAUGGCAACAGAGUACAGGUGACGUUUGAUGAAGUGAAGGAAAUCAGUAGCACUGGUUCACCCGUCGGAACAAAUGGUGCACAAAAACACAGCUUUAACACCUUUGCAAGCCUUGACUUCACAUUUUCUUCAACGGAAGACGUUACAUAUAUGGGUCUUUCGGCAAAAAGGUUGAACUUCACCGCCAACAUCGUGUCUGUUGGGGCCACGCUUACUGUGCAAGUUUACAUAUUUACAAAGGAUGGGGAAAUCGAUGUAGAUGGAGAAACCACGAAAGUCGCUUCAGGAACAGUGAAAUUCAACAUUAAAAUAGACAACUGGCAAUUCUGUGGAUCUAAUGGGGUCACAUGUAAAGCAGGCAAUAUUAAUGAAGUUGGAAGUGCAAUAGAAUUUACCAUUUCAAUCAAAGGCAAAGGAACGGGACAGAAGAAAAUGGAAAACAAGAGGACGGAUGGCGAAGAAUACGACUUAGGUGGAGGCGCUGCUGUUCUUCUGUCCAGGAAGAUACAAGUUGAUGGUGGAAACUACACAAACAUGGAAGAAGGUUAUCCCAAACUUGAGACGCGCGGCAGUCAACAAAUGUUUGUUUUCCGCUUUCCAAACUUCACGUCAUCAGUUCUGUAUGACCCGCAAAUUGUCCUGUCUGUCAGUGAUACGAGUGGCUCUGGUGACGCCACUUCCUCCAUCUCCCUCUCCCUCUUGUUCACAACUGUAGUGAUCUUAAUAUCAACAUUUUCUACCUGAAUUUAGAUAAAAUAUUUCAAACUUGACAAAUCCAUAGACUCGUUCACUCAUUUCCAUAAAAGAUAGAACAAAGACCAAAGAGAAAUAACAGUUAAGGACUCUUUUCUACUCUUUUUUUCAGUAUCGUAAAUGAGGCCUGCUAUUUCAUUCGCUUCUUUAUUUAGACCAUAUAUGUAAAUAAUACGCAUAACCAUUGUAUUUUUAGCUCACCUGAGCCGAAGGCUCAAGUGAGCUUUUCUGAUCAAAAUUUGUCCGUUGUCUGUCGUCGUCGUCGUCGUCGGCAUUGUCGUUGUAAACUUUUCACAAUUUCAUCUUCUUCUCCAGAACUACUGGGCCAAUUUCAACCAAACUUGGCACAGAGUAUCCUUGGGUGAAGGGGAUUUAAGUUUGUUCAAAUGAAGGGCCACGCCUUCUUCCAAGGGGAGAUAAUCAUGAAUUCAUGAAAAAUUAAUGGCAUCAUUUAAAAAUCUUCUUCUCAAGAACCACUGUGCUUGAAAAUAUGAAACUUAUAUGGAAGCAUCCUCAGGUAGUGUAGAAUCAAGUUUGUUGAAAUCAUGAUCCCCGGGGGUAGGGUGGGACCACAAUGGGCGAUCAAAGUUUUACAUAGGAAUAUAUAGGAAAACUCUUUUAAAAUCUUCUUCUCAAGAACAACAAAGUCAUGAUUGGUCAUAUUUAUAUGGAAGCAUCCUCAGGUAGUGAAGAUUCAAGUUUGUUCAAAUCAUGACCCCAAGGGGUAGGGUGGGGCCACAAUGGAUGAUCAAAGUUUUAAAUAGGAAUAUACAGGGGAAACUCUUUAAAAAUCCUCUUCUCAAGUACAGCAAAGCCAUGAUUGGUUAAAUUUAUUUAGUAGCAUCCUCAGGUAGUGUAGAUUCAAGUUUGUUCCAAUCAUGACCCCCGGGGGUAGGGUGGAGCCACAAUGGGCGAUCCAAGUUUUAAAUAAGAAUACAUAGGGAAAAUCUGUAAAAAUCUUCUUCACAAGAACAACAAAGCCAUGAUUGGUCAUAUUUACAUGGAAGCAUCCUCAAGUAGUGCAGGUUCAAGUUUGUUCACAUCAUGACCCCCGGGGGUAAGGUGGGGGCCACAAUGGGUGAUCAAAGUUUUACAUAAAUACAUUGGAAAAAUUUGUAAAAAGCUUUUUCUCAAGAACAGCAAAGCCAUGAUUGUUUUUUUUUAUGGGUGCAUCCUCAGGUAGUGUAGAUUCAAAUUUGUUUAAAUCAUGACCCUCCAGGGGUAGGGUGGGGCCACUAUGGGCGAUCAAAGUUUUACAUAGGAAUACAUAAGAAAAAGCAAGCCUUUUAAAAUCUUCUUCUGCAAAGCAAUAAUUAGUCAUAUUUAAAUGCAAGCAUCCUCAGGUAAUGUAGAUUCAAAUUUUGUUCAAUCAUGACCCCUAAGGAGAAUAGAGGGGCCAUAACAGGGGAUCAUAGUUAUACAAAGGAAUACAAAUGAUAUAUCAAUAAAAAUUGUCUUCCUAAGACCAUCAUAGCCAUUAUUUGUCAUAUUAAUUCAAAAGCAUCCUUUUGAAGUAUAGAUUCAAGUUCAAAUUAACACCCCCCCCCCCCCCCCCAACCCCCUCGAACCACUUUUAUAUCAAAACUUUUCAAGACUGAACUGAUUUCUGCUUUUUCCUAGCCAGAGUGCUCAGGUGAGCGAUGCCCCUGGGCCUCUUGUUUUUACCACUGUAUCAUUCUUAACUCCUAAGAAGUCUGUGCUCAUUAAGAACUCGAACUACUGAAUGCGAGACUGUGUGAGAGACAGAUGUCAGAAAAUGCAGGCGUCUUUUGGAUAAGACUGAGCAGUGUAUAGCAUAAGAAUCGCGUCUUUCAUCAACAAAGUUGAUUUUUUUUGCCAUUUUUCAAAUCCAAUUGUUAUGUUGAAUUAUGUUGUUACUAUUAAAAAAAAAAUAUAAUA